Biomphalaria glabrata is the source of this 5954-nucleotide messenger RNA. Its product is annotated as rhophilin-1-like. Gene Ontology annotation, molecular function: protein binding. NCBI's taxonomy places the organism in Eukaryota, Metazoa, Mollusca, Gastropoda, Planorbidae. The record is from RefSeq and is a predicted model, not a curated record. The transcript has 16 exons. Gene Ontology annotation, biological process: signal transduction; negative regulation of stress fiber assembly. Bases 298 to 2346 code for a protein of 682 amino acids.
CAUUAUUGGUCUAGUGUCUAGACUAGACUAUAGACUCUUGGUCUAGACAGUAAACUACUUUAUACUUAGAUUUGGUUGUAUAUUUAGUGAUUCAUUGAAUAAUAAAUCUGCGAUGCACAGCAUAUUUCUAUAAAAAUCUUGGGAAUUUAAAGAGACUUUUCUUGGGAUAUCCAUAAAGUAUUGUAAAAAUAUAAUUCGAAUAACAACAUACACUACGGACUGAAAGAAGUCAGUCAUGUCGCUUAUUGUUGUUCCCUUUAAUUUUCACUUUCAAAUAUUUUCUAAAUCUAAAGGAAAAUGAGUGUUUCGGAUACUAAAAUAUUGGAGUUGGAUCUAAAAGCUGUGGAUAAAGUAUUCAGGAAAGGCUCAGAUCCAUUGACUCAGACUGUGAGAGGGAAGCUACAAAAUCAAAGGCAGAAGCUCAAUGAGAAAAUCAAUAAAGAAUUGAGAAUGAGGACAGGGGCGGAGAAUCUGCACAAAGCUGCUGAAAAUAACAAAAAACUUCGAGACAGGGUUGCAUUAGAGUUAUCUUAUUUUAACUCCAAUAUUCAACUCUUGAAGGAACAAUUGUCAGACAUGAACAGCUGUGUGGAGAUCUACCAACAUGAAAAUUCUAGAAGUCACACACCCAUGAUCCCUCUUGGUUUGAAGGAGACAACUCCUAUUGAUUUCUCUCGACCUUUUAAAGAUGUGAUCCUUGAACACUAUAGUGACGAUGGGGAUAAGUACAAUGAAGAAAUCCAAGAGCUGAAUCAACUGAGAGAGGCUGUAAGAACCCCUGAAAGAAGCCAUGCUGGAGUGGACUUGUUGAUGGAGUAUUUCAAUCAGCUGAGUUAUGUGGAUAAAAGAUUCUUUUCUGGCAAAACACAUCUACCAAUUUUUUUUUGUCACUGGUAUGAUUGCUUAACUGGUGUUCCAGACACACAGAAAUCUAUUGGCUUUGAGAAAGGAAGUAUCUUAUACAACAUAGGAGCAUUGUUUACUCAGAUAGCUUGUAAACAAGACAGAACAACGAAAGAAGGUUUGGUGCAAGCCAUAGUCAACUUUGAGAAGGCUGCUGGGGCAUUUAAAUAUUUGGAAAACAGAUUUAGUGCAGCCCCAAGUCAAGAUAUGCAAUCUGAGACCUUGAUCAUGUUGGAGAUGCUCAUGCUGGCACAGGCUCAGGAGUGUGUACUGGAAGGCAGGUUGAUUGGUGGCUCUAAAGAUGGGGUAUUUAGUUGUACACAGAUUGCCCAGGAGGCAGCCCAGGUCAGCCUUAAGUACAGUGAAACCCACAAAAAAAUGUGUACAGAGAAACUGAAGAAUUACCUCCCAUUUUCUUGGUUGUCUAUGGCUGAAACCAAGUAUCAUUUCUACAAAGGAUUAGCUCAUUAUUAUGUGUCCUUGGCUUUAUUGGAACAGAAAGACAGCACUGAUUUGUAUAAACUCAAGUUGAUGUUUGAAGCCAUCCAUCAAGGAGUGUCUCCCAGAGAUGAAAACAAUGGCUUGAAGCUGCCAAGCACAGAAGAAGAUAGAAAGAAUUUAGGUCGAGCUCAUUUGAGGGAAGCUAUCAUCAAUCAUGAAGAGGCAAUUAGAAUUCAUGACCUAUGCAAACAGCUGAGAACUGUAGAUACUUUUCGGGAUAUUUUGCAUAAAACACAUGAAAGAGCUGUCAACAAGUUUACAGCCCUUGAAGAUGAAGAUGACUUUUCAGAGAUGAUUGAAGUUCCUGAAUUAUUAGGCAUGUCAGAGCAUAAAACCGUGUCUGUCAUGCCAGAUUUUUCCAAAAACAAAGUUUCAGAUAUCUUUAAAAAAUUGGGUCACAUUUCUAUAUUUAAUGCAUCCAACGAGUGGUCAGCCCCUAGAACCAUAACAUUAGACAGACAGCCCAGUGAAGGGUUUGGUUUUAGUGUUCGUGGAGACUCUCCAGUCACUGUCGCUGACAUUGAAGAAGGCUCGGUGGCUGCGAAAUCUGGCAUGAAAGUGAAGGAUUAUAUUGUUGGCAUCGGCUCGGUGGACACUAAGUGGUCCAAACACGAUGAUGUGGUCAGGCUAGUCAGACAGGCGAAUCUGUCAUUAACUAUGACAUUAAUCACUCCAGUCUCUAGAUCUGAGACACAUAGACCUUUCUCUACUAUUAGUCUACCAACCACACCUCAAAAGGCUCACCAAACUUCCCAGAGUUCCUCAACAGAGCGUGAGAAAAAAAACACAAACAGGAUGAGUGCACCUUGGAUGUUUGUACGCAGAAACUCCAGCAAAGAUAAAAUGUCAGAAAGACCUGUAUCAGUAGCCCUUCCACUCACUAAUGGUAGUGCUAAAACCAAUGGCACACUCAAAAUGCGUGGCGCAGAUGUUGAAUUGUGAUUUCAUUCAUGGAAAAAUCAAUGAAUUGUAGGAAUUCACAUCUUUACUUUGCUCAAUGCAUGAAGGAAAGACCAGUGGGAUAACUUGUCAUUAAGUUCUCUUACAGCGUGCUGUGUUUGGAAAGCAAUGUUUAAAGCUAUAUACUUAUUUUUUGAGACUUUCAUAUCUGAUUUCAAAUGUUAUUGGGUUCGCUUCACUUUUAUUAAAUAAAGGUCAUGAUUAGAAUUAGUUUGGGAACCACUGGUCUAUAUUGUUAAUGAACUUCCUUGUCAUUGUUGUCUCCUACCAUUCCACACACUACUUCUACUGCCUUGAAGUCUCACUUGUUAGUUAUUCAAAUCAAUGUUUUCAUUUUCUUUUGCAGAAACAUUCUCAACCUUGAUUCUUUCUAGUUGUUAGUAUAACUUCUACACAAGUUCCUUGAUUCUUUCUAGUUGUUAGUAUGACUUCUACACAAGAUUCUUAAUUCUUUCUAGUUGUGAGUAUGACUUCUACACAAGAUCCUUGAUUCUUUCUAGUUGUUAGUAUAACUUCUACACAAGUUCCUUGAUUCUUUCUAGUUGUUAGUAUGACUUCUACACAGUGGCCUUAAUUCUAGUUGAUAAUGUGACUUUUUGACUAUAUCUUGUUUCUAUAAUGUGACUUUUCCAUUCAUGGCUCCUUCUAUAUUGAGAGUUGUAUGUACUCAUUUAUCUUCAGGGCAGGGAUUAGAUAAAGGUCGCCCAUGUGUCAUGAUUCCUCUCUCACAAAAGGAAUGCUAUGCAUUACAUUUGGCACCAACUGUCAUAGGUAAUAUAUAUAUAAUAGUCCCAAUACUAAAGGGGUUAUUAAUUUUCCUCUUAAGCUUUAGUACUGCAAAGCAGCAAGAGGUUUGAAUUCAAUGUACCUCCACUUAGAUGAAAUGCUUUAGGAGGUUGAUGAGCUAAUCUGCUUGAAGCUCCUGGUUUGAGCGGCACCAGGUAUCCACCUUCACAUGUCUGUAGAAACAGUUUCCUUGUGUCUUGGGUAGGCCAGGGGCUGGAUUUAGUUGUCAGAAGCUGUUUUGAGAUGCAUGCCUUUAAAAUAAUGUUUUAGCUAAAGGAGCUUAUGUCUAUGGGCAAGAUUUAAAACUAACUUUUCACUGAGGUCCUCGUAUUCUCUAUGAUUGGCUUCCCCCAAACACUUAAGAGCUUCACUAUUGAUUUCAGUUUUGUUGCGGUGCUUACUGUCGGUAGGCUAAGAUCAUGAAAUACCGGGUAUGUAAGUUUGGGGCCUUUUUUUUUUUAGAAAAACAAGAAGUUGAAAUAUCUUACUAUUUUAUUAUUAUUUGAAUCUGUUUAAAAUAUCUUGCUAUUUAUUAUUUGAAUCUGUUUAAAAUAUCUUACAAUUUUAUUAUUUGAAUCUGUUUCAAAUAUCUUACUAUUUUAUUUGAAUCUGUUUAAUUUAAAUCCAACAAAACUUAUUUAUACUUGUCUCUCCCCCCCCCCCCCCCCCCAUUUUUGUCAUUAUUUUCAAUAAACUUUUGUGUAUAUUACAUUCAAUUGUAUCUACGGGAAUGAAACUUUUGUGACAAGACUGCAGUUUAAUUUUGGCUUGCUUUGUGAACAUGACUUGAAGUGUAUUUAAGACAUUGAUUUUUGAAAAGCCAAUUUGUGAACAUAACUUCACUUGGUGAUUUCCUGGUCCUCUUUAGGACUUCAUACUACUGUGGACUACAUGUUAAUUUAUUGAACUUAAUAGUUUCAUUCAUAUUAUUGCUACAAGAUUAUAGAUAUGUAGUAGUUGUUGUUAAUUAAUUAAUGUCAUUGAAAACUUUGAAGGCAAUAGUACCUUAAAAAGAAUUUGUUGAGCUAUUUGAUUUUUUUUUAUUAUAAAUAUAGGCUCACCAGUCAUCAUUAUUGUACUUGUUUUCUUUUAUGUUAAGGUAUAAUGAUACUUAUUGCAAUACAAGAUUACUGAAUCAUUUCAAUCUGACCGACUUAGGCAAUAACCUUUGACAUUAUUAACUACUUACAUCAUCAUUUUAUCAUUUGUAAACAUUAUCUAUGUCUGGCAUGAAAUGCUUACAUCCCAGCUGCUUACACAUCAACUUCUGACACAAAACAAAUUGAAAAUUAGUAACUGCUUACAUCUUAAAUGCUACACAAUUUCUAUCUUAAAAUACUUACCUGUUGACACCCACAUAGUGUUGUGUUCAUCGUCAACUUACAAUCUUUACAUUCUCAACAUUAUUUUCUUCCCUCCCAACUGCUUACACAAACUUCUGAGAUCCUACAAUUCUUAACAACUUACUAUGUUGACUGCAUGACUAUUAGACACUACCUCUGUGUUCUAAAACAAUUCAAAGCAGCCAUGGUCCAUAGAAGUUGUUUCUCCAAUCUUUGCAUAACUUUCACUAAUAUAAGUCAUGUUUUGACCUGUUACUGAUAAUUCCAAUUGUACAUGCCAUUUAUUGUCUAUGCCUGAUAUUACUCCAAUGUAUGAAUUGAGCUUAAAAAAAUGCAUUGACUGUUAUUACCUAGUUGAUGAAAUCAUGCAUUGACUGUGACUGUUAUUACCUAGUUGAUCAAAUCAUGUAUUGACUGUUACUGUUAUUACCUAGUUGAUCAAAUCAUGUAUUGACUGUGACUGUUAUUGCCCAACAGUUCAAGUCAUGUAUUGACUGACUGUUAUUACCCAGUUGUUCAAAUCAUGUAUUGACUGAUAUUACCCAGUAGUUUCAAAUCAUUUAUUGACUUUGACUUUAGUAUAGUAUCCCAAUAUACAAAUUCAUUAUUGACUGCGAAUCCUAUAUCCUUAUGUGCAAGUCAUAUAUUGACCAAGUCAAAUAUCACAAUAACUUUUGUAUUGAAUACUCAUGCAUGUUGACUAUGUGAUAAUGUUAUCUUCAGGCAUAUCUAUAUUUAUAAUUGAUCCAAUAUAUACUUUUUUAUUUACGGUACCCUACAGGAAAUGAACUAAGUUGUGAUGAAGAGUACUUCAAGAUCUGUUGUAUUACAAUGAUCUAGUAUUGUUGAGUACCUCAAGAUCUGUUGUAUUACAAUGAUCUUUUGUUUGUUGAGUAACUCAAGAUCUGUUGUAUUACAAUGAUCUAGUAUUGUUGAGUAACUCAAGAUCUGUUGUAUUACAAUGAUCUAGUAUUGUUGAGUAACUCAAGAUCUGUUGUAUUACAAUGAUCUAGUAUUGUUGAGUAACUCAAGAUCUGUUGUAUUACAAUGAUCUAGUAUUGUUGAGUAACUCAAGAUCUGUUGUAUUACAAUGAUCUAGUAUUGUUGAGUAACUCAAGAUCUGUUGUAUUACAAAGAUCUAGUAUUUUGUAGGUUGUGUUCAACUAAUUGUCAUAAUAUAUUAAUAUGUUUCUCCAUAAUAAUCCUAAAUCUUGUUUUUAUUAAUUGAACUAGACAAUUACACUAGGUCUAUUUUCUUGUUCUUAAUUUGUGUGAAAUCUUUUUAGUCUGUUUUCCCUGAACACUGACAUUAAAAUGUUAUAGCAUUUGUUUUGUAUUUGAUAUAUAGGUCAGUACUUCCCAUGUACCCUUCAGCAUUAUAAUGUAAUUAUCAUAUACAUAUAUGUAUAGUUUUGUUUUGAUUGGCUCAUGCCAAUGAAAUAAAUUGUUGAGUAAUCUUAA